AUGCACAUAGAGAAGAACAUAGUUGAUAGCAUACUUGGAACUCUUUUGGAUAUUCCUGGCAAAACAAAGGAUCAUGCAAAAGCCCGGUAUGAUUUGAAAGAGAUGGGAAUUAGAAAGAAUCUUCAUCCAAAAGAUACUGGAGAUAAUAAAAGAACAAAGUUUGCAAAAGCUUGCUUCUCAAUGACAAAUGGAGAGAAAUCAGUUUUUUGUGGAGUUUUAAAGACAGCCAAGCUACCUGAUGGUAGUGCCUCUAAUAUAUCUAGGUGUGUGCAAUUGGAUGAAAGAAAAUUGUCUGGUUAUAAGACCCAUGAUGCUCAUUUCAUGUUACAUUACUUACUUCCAAUACCAAUUAAAAGCAUCCUUCCGAAUCAUUUGGCUAUUCCUUUGAUUCGUCUAUGUUCCUUCUUCCAACGUUUGUGUAAAAAAGUUAUCAUAUUGGAGGAACUAGAUUGCUUAGAAGUAGAGAUUAGGGAAACAAUAAAUCAGUUGGAGCAAAUUUUUCCUCCGUCAUUUUUUGAUAUAAUGAUUCAUUUGCCUAUUCAUUUGGUGAAUGAAGUGAGAUUAGGCGGUCCAGUUCAGAACCGAUGGAUGUAUUCCACUGAAAGAGAAAUGGGUACAUUCAAAUCAUAUAUCCGCAACAGACGUUAUCCAGAAGGUUGCAUAGCAGAGGCGCGUGUGGGAAUAGACUUGAGUUUGUUUCCUAAAAAGGGAUGUCCUUUAGGAGCAAAGAAAACUGAUCCAGUUAGUUUAGAUAACAAGUCACUAAGUCAGGCACAUGAAUACUUAUUGGGAAAUUGUGAUGAGAUUCAAGAAUAUAUUAGAGAGCAUGAGCAAGAGGUUAAUAAUCAUCCACGAAGAUCUAAAUGGAGCAAGGCCAAGGAUCAUUGUCAAAACUUCUCUCAAUGGUUUGAAAUUCGUGCUUUGCAAGAGGAUGUGCCUGAUUUGAUAAAAGAAUUGUCUAGAGGACCAAAUUCUGUUGCUAAAAGAUACUCUGGGUAUCUCAUUAAUGGAUAUAGAUUCCAUAUUAGGCAACAUGAUGCAAGGCAUAAAACACAAAAUAGUGGUGCUACAGUUGUUGCCUCAACUACAAGCUUUGCAAGCUCAAAAGAUAAGAACCCGAUUGCUGCAGAUUUGACUUAUUAUAGUAGAAUAGUUGAUAUAGUUGAGUUAGACUACUUUAGUCAUUUUAAGGCUGUUCUGUUUAAGUGCGAUUGGUAUGAGGUUGAAAAAGAUAUUUAUGUCCUUACUUAUGUCUAUUUUAACAAGAGAUGCUCUCAGGAAGAGCCUUUUGUGCUUGCAUCUCAAGUACAUCAAUGCUUCUAUGUGCAAGAUCCAUAUGAUCAAGAUAGACAUUAUGUUAUGAAGACUGUUCCGAGAGACUUAUUUAACAUGAGUGAUGAAUUUGAAUCUGAUCUCCCACAAAGUUAUGAAAAUGAGUUCUCUGAACACUUGAUGGGACCAUCCAUACCAGAAGAUGAUGGUGAAGUUACCUUAUUAAGGACUGAUGUACCAGAAACUGUUAUUGAUUUUGAAGAUGAGUCUGAAGAUGAGUCUAAAGAAGAGUGUGAAAACGGGUCUGAAAAUGAGUAUGAAGACGAUUCUGAAGAUGAGUCGGACGAUGAGUCUGAAGAUGAGUUUGAAGAUGACACACCAUGA
Messenger RNA from Solanum verrucosum, 1656 nucleotides. RefSeq lists its product as uncharacterized. The coding region runs from base 1 to 1656 and encodes 551 amino acids. The transcript has 4 exons. NCBI's taxonomy places the organism in Eukaryota, Viridiplantae, Streptophyta, Magnoliopsida, Solanales, Solanaceae. The record is from RefSeq and is a predicted model, not a curated record.